Molecule: messenger RNA, 660 nt
Organism: Haliotis rufescens (red abalone)
Lineage: Eukaryota; Metazoa; Mollusca; Gastropoda; Lepetellida; Haliotidae
Exons: 2
Coding region: 1-660 (219 amino acids)
Source: RefSeq, a predicted model, not a curated record
AUGGAUCUGCAAACUGUAUCUAACAAUGUGUGUUUUGAUAAUGUUGAUGAAGUUAGAAACAUUAAACAUAAACAAGUUAUUGUCGGAACCACCUUUAUCACCUUCAAGGACCUUGGUCUUCUUGGAUGCGUCAAGCAGUGCCUUGUCAGAGAGAAAUGUCAGUCCUUUAACUUCCACUUUGACAAGACCACCUGUGAACUGAAUGCCAUCAACAGCAGUACGACCGACGCUGUCGUGUCAGCUGACCAAGGAAGUGCCUACAGUGACAUCGAGUCAUGGCCAAGACGAGUCGCUGGUUCCUGUUGGAACCACACAUGUGCUGUCAACUCUGUGUGUGUGGAUUAUAGGAACGAUUCCCCCUACUGUAGAGUGGAGUGCCCUGAUCCCCAAACUGUAAGAAAUGGUCAGAUUCUCUCUCAACGCAACUGCCACGAGGUUGGUUGUGUCAUUGAGUAUAACUGCUCUGUUGGCUAUGUUCAAUCGCGGGAAGCUGUCUGUGGACAGGAUGGUUCCUGGUCCUCGUUCAAGUGUGUGCGAGGAUGUGGUAAUCCACCAUUGGUGAACAAUGCAGUUCUAGAUGACAGUGAAAACCCCUUCCCCGUUGGAAGAGUGCUGAACUACACAUGCAACAAACCACUGGUCGGUCUAGGAAAGAUGUGA